Molecule: messenger RNA, 652 nt
Organism: Saprolegnia parasitica CBS 223.65
Lineage: Eukaryota; Oomycota; Saprolegniomycetes; Saprolegniales; Saprolegniaceae
Exons: 6
Coding region: 14-652 (212 amino acids)
Biological process (GO): ubiquitin-dependent protein catabolic process
Molecular function (GO): ubiquitin protein ligase activity
Source: RefSeq, a predicted model, not a curated record
GGCGAACAGAGCAAUGGUCCGCUUCAGCGCCGACGUGCUCGAGCUCUCGGACGACGAACAUGAGGAGGCUGUGGCCGAGCAGCAGCGUCGCGGCGCCACGAUACGCCAGGCCCGGCGCCCGUCCAGCGAGGUCCAGAGCUUGCGCGGGCCUGCGCCGAGCGCCCGCAAGAAGAUGCGUCGCGUGCCGCCUAAGCCCACGGACCGCAUCACGCGCCAGCAAGGGCCGGCGCCGGAGCCCGGGCCGCUGCGACCACAGCGUCAAGAAAAAAAGCGCUCGGACGAGGAAUAUGCUGCAUACCGCGCGCACAUUGAUGCGAAGACUGCGAACACGAAGAGACUGAACAAGAUCAAGAAACGCGAAAAUCGUAGCCUCUGGGCCGUGACGCCCGAGGAGCGCCCCGCGUUGCGCGAGUACCAGCGCACGUGGCCCUCGGUCGGCACGUACAUUUGCGAUUUGUUCCCGAACGUCACGUGGUCACACCCCGCCUCGGACGAGCACAUGUGCAGCAUCUGCUUUGAGUGCUACGAACCGAAGGAAGUCGUGGUACGCCUGCCGUGCGCGCACGUAUACCACCGCGCCUGCAUUCAAGGCUGGCUCCUCAACAAGGACAAAUGCCCGCUCUGCAUUCGCCCGGUCCUAACUUAUGAAUAG